Leptidea sinapis is the source of this 684-nucleotide messenger RNA. RefSeq names its product cholinesterase-like. NCBI's taxonomy places the organism in Eukaryota, Metazoa, Arthropoda, Insecta, Lepidoptera, Pieridae. The coding region runs from base 1 to 684 and encodes 227 amino acids. The record is from RefSeq and is a predicted model, not a curated record. The transcript has 3 exons.
AUGGAUCCCGAUGAAGGAUUUUACGCAUUCUAUGGAAUCCCAUAUGCAACUGCACCGACCGGGGACAAUAAGUUUAAGGUGAAUCUUCCCAGCCCUGUAUGGUUGGAUACUCUUGAAGCUGUUGAUGAUACUAUUAUCUGUUCACAACAACAUUUUUUUAAUUUAAUUCCAAAAAACAUGAGAAUGAAAGAAUACUGCCUCAUAGCGAAUUUAUUUGUGCCAGAUACAAAGGAGAAUAAUCUACCAGUAGUAGUGAACAUCCAUGGUGGCGGCUUUCAAAUCUGCUAUGGAAAUUUAAAUACUUAUAAAAAUUUGAUCAGAAGUAAAAGAAUAAUUAUUGUAACAUUUAAUUACCGACUUGGACCAUUUGGAUUCUUAUGUCUAGGAACAAAAGACGCUCCAGGUUAUGCUGGAAUGAAAGAUCAGGUGGCUUUGCUACGCUGGGUUAAUCAGAAUAUUGCUGAAUUUGACGGCAAUCCUGAAGAUGUUACUAUUGACGGAUAUAGCGCUGGAUCCUCGUCGGUCGAUUUGUUAAUGCUAUCGGAAAGUGCAAGAGGACUGUUUCAUAAGGCUAUACCAGAGAGUGGCGCUGGCAUUGCAUCAUUUAGUGUACAAACAGACCCUAAAGCGAACGCUAUAGAAUAUGCAAAACUACUAAAUUAUACAGGUUCUGGAAAUGAAUGA